This is a messenger RNA of Cuculus canorus (common cuckoo), 3048 nucleotides long. It is a transcript of the gene NPFFR2, whose product is annotated as neuropeptide FF receptor 2. NCBI's taxonomy places the organism in Eukaryota, Metazoa, Chordata, Aves, Cuculiformes, Cuculidae. Gene Ontology annotation, cellular component: membrane. The record is from RefSeq and is a predicted model, not a curated record. The coding region runs from base 1048 to 2304 and encodes 418 amino acids. The transcript has 4 exons. Gene Ontology annotation, biological process: regulation of MAPK cascade; regulation of adenylate cyclase activity; G protein-coupled receptor signaling pathway. Gene Ontology annotation, molecular function: peptide binding; neuropeptide receptor activity; opioid receptor binding.
UUUUUUCACGGAAAAGGUCAUUGAGCACUGGCAGAGGCUGCCCAGGGAGGAGGGAGUCCCCUUCCCUGGAGCUGUUUAAGGGAUGGGUGGAUGAGGUGCUGAGGGGUAUGGUUUAGGGAUUGUUAGGAACGGUUGGACUCGAUGAUCCAGUGGGUCCCUUCCAACCUGGUGAUUCUAUGAUUUUAUGAAAUGUUGAGGCUGCUCACAGCGUUGUGAUAGAACUUCUGGCCUCAACCGUGGUUUUUUUCUUGCUGAUUUGAGUCUAGCCCAGAUGUAAAGGGGUAACUUUUUGCAGACUAGCCCUGUGGGGACAGCACUCUGAAAGCCAGGGGAGUCUUGAAAGCCCCCUGCCCACAGCAAAGGCACCUCUUCCAGUUCAAGUCAGAGCCCUGGAACUUGUCCCUCUGGAUGCAGACAGGUAAGCUGGGUCUGGAGUGUUCCUUGGCCUUCAUGAUCUUCCUUUCCUCUACCCUUUGAACUUACAAGGAGGAAGAAAGCUCCUAGUGACUGUGGUGGGAUGAGUACCAACUUUUCUAGCUCUGGGUGCAAGUUAAAGUUGUAGAGAUAAAAGGAGGUGCGGAGAAGGCUGUCAUCCUAGGAACAAGAGCCAAAUAGUUAUUUUUACCCUGCUGAAGCUUUAAAAGCUACCACGGUCCUCUCUGCGGAGAGGCUUGAAGUAACUGUUAGAGCUGAGAGUUGCUUGCUGUGCCAGGGAGCACUCAGCGUGCUGAGGAUGGCUCUGGGCUGCUGCUCGCCCAGUGUAGUGGUUGCAGCGGUUGGCUCCUGACCCUGCUUGGUAAGGCUCCAAAAGGAACAAACCUAGUCUGGUGUGCGAGGACAGCAGGUGACCCUCCAGCCCUAGGGCUUGGCAGCCUGGCUUGGGGCUGUUCUCUCCAGUCCCUCCCUCCUUCCUCCUCUCUUCCUCCUCCUGGCAUCAGGCAGGAGCUGGCAGGUUCCAUUCCCUCUCUGCAGUCUCCCUCCUCGCUGCGCUGACCGAGCGGCUGCUGGGGAGCUCUGGCACCAGCAGAUUACAACAGGAGCAAUAAAAUGGACUCAAACUCUUCAUUCGAUUGGGCUCAGGCGCUGAAUUACAAUUGGACGUACAAGUACCUCUACUUAGAGAGCAACGUGUCCUACGUAGACUUCUACCUUCAUCAGCCUUCGGUGGCAGCUGUCUUCAUCGCCUCCUACCUCCUCAUCUUCCUGCUCUGCAUGGUUGGCAACGGAGUGGUUUGCUUCACCAUCCUGAAGAGUAAAAAUAUGCAUACGGUCACAAACCUUUUCAUCCUGAACCUGGCAGUCAGCGAUUUACUGGUGGGAAUCUUCUGCAUGCCCACCACCCUCCUGGACAACAUCAUUGCAGGAUGGCCAUUUGGAAGCCUGGUUUGCAAAAUGAGCGGGACGGUCCAAGGAAUUUCUGUGUCUGCCUCUGUCUUCACCCUGGUCGCGAUUGCUGUGGACAGGUUCCGAUGCAUCGUUUAUCCAUUCAAGCAGAAGCUGACCGUUCCAACUGCAGUUGUCAUUAUAGCGGUCAUCUGGAUCCUGGCCGUCGCAAUCAUGUGUCCAUCAGCAGUCAUGCUGCGGGUACAAGAAGAGAAGCAUUUCAGGGUGAUCCUCGGCUACGGCAACGAAACCCGCCCCAUAUACUGGUGCCGGGAAGACUGGCCUGACCCGGGAAUGAGAAAGAUCUACACAACAGUUCUGUUUGCCAACAUCUAUCUGGCUCCCCUCUCACUCAUCGUUAUCAUGUACGCCAGGAUAAGCAUUGCUCUCUUCAACACAGCGGUGCCCGCAGUGGGAAAACACAGCCAGGAGCAGCGGCACAGCGUGUCUAAGAAGAAACAAAGAGUCAUCAAAAUGCUCAUUAUCGUGGCUUUGCUUUUCACCCUCUCCUGGCUUCCGUUGUGGACUCUGAUGAUGCUUUCAGACUACGCCAACCUUUCAGAUGCGCAGCUGCAGAUCAUCAACAUUUACAUCUACCCCUUUGCUCACUGGUUGGCCUUCUUCAACAGCAGCAUCAACCCCAUUAUCUACGGUUUCUUUAAUGAAAACUUCCGACGAGGCUUUCAGGCUGCCUUUAAGCUUCAGCUCUGCUCCCAGAAGAUGGUGCAGAGGGAGGUCUGUUCUCGGCGUGGCCAAAGCAAUGCCAUUUUGCUAGCUGCCAACUACCAGACGGCCCAGGAGCAAGCUUGCCAAAACACUACGGAGGGGAGGAAGGCAGUGAAGAAAGGAAACUGGGUGAAUAACCAGCAGGACCUGAUAGUGGAGGAUCUAGAAGAGCCCUGCAACCACGGGAUUAAGUGAAACAAGCUAUGAGCUAUCGGAAUGAUUUAUGCCUAGCAGAGUUUAUCCAUUGUGUGGUGAAAUUCAUGGUCUGUAAGACCUUUGUGACCAAAGCAUCAAGAUGUUUGUGUUUUGAGGGAUAUGUGCAACUUGCAUGGUAUCUGAAUGUGUGAUACAAGUAGAAAACCAAAUCCAGCCCGCCGUGCUAGCAGCUUAAACCAGGGGCACCUUCCCUGCAGCCAGUGACCCGCUGCCCUUGAACCGGGCUGGAGCAGAGACUUGAUUAAAAUGAGACGACCUUCCAUUCACCGUGAAGUAAGAGAAGAAGAGAACUGCGAUUAUUGAUUUAGACACAAUUACUCUUGGUACGCACUGAUGAAGAGGAGAACAUUCAUUCGUCUCCGUGAAUUUCCCGGAGUGGCUGAAGCAGGAUUGCUUGAACAGCAUUUGCUGUAAUGUUUCAGCCUGCAAGGCUCGUUGUUGCCAAUACCUACAAUUUUCUUCUAAUGUCAGACAAUGAAAACAUCCCUGCUGUUCGUAGCAUCCUGCUGGACUGCAGAGCUGGAUAAAGGAGGGAAUCAGAGCCUUGCCAGAGCUCUGGGCAUAUGCCCCGUCUCCGGGGUUUGGCCAUCACAGCCCAGAGCGCUUCCAAGCCACUGCAGCUGAGGGUAUCCCUGGUGGGGCGUUAAGAAAUCAUUUCAUCUGUAGACCAAAACACCUUCUAAUGUGAUUUAUAAAGAAGUCCUCCUCUAAAAGCAAGAUUAA